AUGGAUUUCCAAAAAAUUUCCUCCGACAAGCCACUGAAGGACAACGGGAAAGAAAUCGUUGCGAAGCGUCGCGCACGGUACCUGGAACAAAAGCUAUUGGCGGAUUUGGACAACCCGUUUUUUGUAUUAUUCGACGAGACAUGGAUUCACGACGGAAUGGGCUCAGAAAACGACUGGCAAUUUGGUAAUCCGACCGAAUAUCAAAUUGUCAGUUCGGAGCAUCCCAUUCCUGGUCCAUUCAAAGCAAAACAUCGCGGAAAACGUGGCAUUGUUCUCGCUUCGCUCACAGAGCUUCUGCAAGGAAGUGUAAAGUUCAUCAUUUCUGGAGCCAAGCCGGAGGAACAGAUGGCCGAUUACCAUCAGGAGAUGUACGGGGAAACGUACGAUAGGUGCAUGAGAGCAAUGAUCCCGCUCAUUGCCAUAGCUGCGGCAGUGAAAGGGCGGAAUCCAUAA
This is a messenger RNA of Caenorhabditis sp. 36 PRJEB53466, 453 nucleotides long. Lineage: Eukaryota; Metazoa; Nematoda; Chromadorea; Rhabditida; Rhabditidae. The record is from the annotation of a GenBank genome assembly.